GUUCGCUCAGUCCGCUUUCUACCUUGGUCUCAGUAAUACUCGCUUGGUCCUUUGUCAGUGAUCUAGCCCAACAUUCUCCGGAUUAGCAGUCCUUCGGCCCGUUACUUUAGUAGUAUGACUGACUUUGCAGACGGCUCUGGGACAGGGGGUGCCCGCGUGAAGGGCGUGACCGUGAUCAAGCCCAUCAUCUACGGAAAUGUGUCCAAACAUUUCGGCAAGAAACGCGAGAGUGACAGUCACACCCACGAAUGGACCGUCUACCUCAAGCCUUUCCUCAAUGAGGACAUGUCCAAUUAUGUCAAAAAAGUCCAGUUUAAACUGCACGAGAGCUACGCCAAUCCCAAUCGAAUCUUAUUCAAACCGCCCUAUGAAGUCAGUGAGACGGGUUGGGGCGAGUUCGAAGUCCAGAUCAAGAUCCACUUCAAUGACGGCAACGAGCGACCCAUCACCUUCUACCACAUGCUCAAGCUUUUUCACACGGGCAACGACUCAUCCACUACCACGGCCAUGGUUCAAGGCCGUAAAACCGUGGUUUCAGAGAACUACGACGAAAUCAUAUUCCAAGACCCGACCCAGUAUAUCAAUACCUUACUCACCACCACGCGUUGCUUGACGCUCAAUGCUUACAAGCAUGAGACCAAUUUCGAGGAGAGGAAGGCCAAGACAUUGGAGAGCAUCAAAGGUGGGCGGAGUCAAGUGGCCGAGGAGAUCAUCGAGCUCAAGGAGAAGCUCCAAUUGGCCAAGGAAACCAUCGUCAAGUUCAAAACGGAGCUGGGUAAAGUCAAUGGACAGGACAAGAGCGAGGACAUGGUGUUUUGACCAGAAUGAAGACCAAUGGACAUUGGGAUGGCGAGAUAUAUUUUUCAUGUUUAAAUAUCAAUUGCAUAGAAAAAGGACAA
Tigriopus californicus is the source of this 899-nucleotide messenger RNA. It is a transcript of the gene Gas41, whose product is annotated as YEATS domain-containing protein 4-like. Bases 115 to 819 code for a protein of 234 amino acids. The transcript is spliced from 3 exons. Lineage: Eukaryota; Metazoa; Arthropoda; Copepoda; Harpacticoida; Harpacticidae. Gene Ontology annotation, biological process: regulation of DNA-templated transcription. The record is from RefSeq and is a predicted model, not a curated record.